UUCCGUUUGUUUGUUGUGAUCCUGCUAGCGACGGUUUCUAUGCGAUUCGAAGCGGGACCGUUGAAAUGAUGAAAACAGCGACCACCGAACAUUUAGGGUUGUUCGCGAAUAUAAAUAGUAAAAUGUAUGGAUAUUACAACAACAACAAAAAAAAAUAGAAUAAUUUGUAAGGAAUUAGCCAGCUAGCUAUGAAAGCUACCCGUUGGACAGUGAACUUUUCCAACUAUUCGACGUUGGCUAACUAUAGCUCGUUACCAGUAUAUGUCGCGCAACAGUCGACGUUGUUAGCUAGUUAGUACAAUCAUUCAACUAGCUAGCUAACGCCUUAACUGUCCUUGAACUCGUUGAGCUCGCUAAUCCUUAAUCUUCGGUAAUACUAAAGUUAUAUGCUCAGUAAGUGAGCUGGCAAAAAAAAGCAGAUCACUACUUGUUUGACAAAAGCGAGGUAAGCUAAACGUUAUCUAGCUUCAAAAUGCCUCCGAAGAAGCAGAAAAACCCGUCGGUGAAUAUCUCCAGCUCGCUAGAGGAGUCGGAAGAAUUCAGUCUGGAGACCACGGUGCCUACGGAAGACAUCUCGUCGUCGGACGAACGGGACCGCACCGGGACGCAGAAAGUCACCCGACAGCUCAUCGAGAGGAAAGAGCUACUGCACAACUUACAGCUGUUAAAAAUAGAGAUGUCGCAGAAAAAUCUCAUCAUAGAUAACAUGAAAGUGGACCACUUGACAAAGACGGAGGAGCUGGAGGAGAGGCUGAAUGUUGCCCUGCACCAGAAACAAGUCCUGGCUCUGAGACUGGACAGCCAGCUGCAACUCACCCAGGAUGAGGGGAGGAAGCAGCAGGCUCUGAGGAAGCAGGAGAUGGAUGGGAUCCUACUGAGACAGAAGCAGCUGGAGGAGACUAACAGACGGCUGUGUGACAAGGCAGGAGACCUGCGACGCAGCCUCAGGGACCUGGAGCUCACCGAGGACAAAUACAAGGAGCUCCGAGAUAUCCCAGAGGAGAGACUCUCUAUCACUGAAUACGUAGCGGUGAGAACUGGGGAGAGAUCCUUGUGCUGUGUGUUAAUGCAGUGUGUUGUGAGUUACGAGGAGGAGCGCAGGGUGAGGUCAGAGCUGGAGAUCAGGAACCAGAGACUAACUCUGGAGCUGGCUGACACUAAAGGGCUCAUCCAGGAGGGAGACUUCAAGCGGGACAACUACUCUAACAUCAAACGUGAGCGGGAUGCGUUUGAGUGUGAGGUGAGAGAGUUGAGGAAGAGGCUGGAGCUGCUGGAGAUGACUCAUGAGGUCCAGACCAGGGAGAGGAAUGAGCUGAGUCGAGAGGUGUCUACUCUGCAGCAGACGGUGCCCCUCCUCCAGAUGGAUAGACUACCUCUAACCCCUCUGUCCUCCAGGUGUCUACUCUGCAGCAGACGGGUGUCUACUCUGCAGCAGACGGUGCCCCUCCUCCAGAUGGAUAGACUACCUCUAACCCCUCUGUCCUCCAGGUGUCUGCAGCAGACGGUGUCUACUCUGCAGCAGACGGUGCCCCUCCUCCAGAUGGAUAGACUACCUCUAACCCCUCUCCUCCAGGUGUCUGCAGCAGACGGUGUCUACUCUGCAGCAGUCGGUGUCUACUCUGCAGCAGACGGUGCCCCUCCUCCAGAUGGAUUGACUACCUCUAACCCCUCUGUCCUCCAGGUGUCUACUCUGCAGCAGUCAGUGACCCUCCUCCAGAUGGAUCAGACUACCCUCCCUAACCCCUCUGUCCUCCAGGUGUCUACUCUGCAGCAGACGGUGUCUACUCUGCAGCAGACAGUGACCCCUCCUCCAGGUCAGGAUAGACUCCCUAACCCCUCUGUGUUCCAGGUGUCUACUCUACAGCAGACGGUGCCCUCCUCCAGAUGGAUUGAGGGAGGAGCAGACAGUGACCCUCCUCCAGAUGGAUUGACUACCUCUAACCCCUCUGUCCUCCAGGUGUCUACUCUGCAGCAGUCGGUGACCCUUCUAGAUGGAUAUUUCCACAGAGACCACUACAAGACAGAGUACGAGAAUAAACUUGCUGAGGAGCUGGAGAACAUUCGUCUGAAGACCAGCCAGGAGAUCGACAGCCUGCAGAGGACCUCAAAGGAGAUGUACGAGAGAGAGAACAGGAACCUCCGUGAGACGCGGGACAACGCAGUGCUGGAGAAGGACAGAGCGACGACAGCAGAGAGAGAGACACAGGCCAGAUACGACCAGCUACUAGAACAGUAA
Messenger RNA from Oncorhynchus tshawytscha (Chinook salmon), 2236 nucleotides. Its product is annotated as progesterone-induced-blocking factor 1-like. Gene Ontology annotation, cellular component: centriolar satellite. Lineage: Eukaryota; Metazoa; Chordata; Actinopteri; Salmoniformes; Salmonidae. Bases 473 to 2236 code for a protein of 587 amino acids. Gene Ontology annotation, biological process: cilium assembly. The record is from RefSeq and is a predicted model, not a curated record. The transcript is spliced from 15 exons.